AAUGUUCUAUCGUUAAAAUGAUAAUGUCCUACGGACCCGAUUUAACGAUAGAAUGCGUCCUAUAUACCUGCAAUGUAGCAAAAUGAAAAUUGCACACAGUGCAUGUUUCGGUAAAAUUAUGUAACACAUCACUCAUAUGCAUUUGGAAAGUUAUCUUAACGACCCACUUGGGCCGUUCUUAUUUGCAAAUUAGGUAAGCGUUCGUUUUUGGAAAACAGCAUGCAGCAGGGUGUUCCGAUGGCAGUUUCCGGUAAAAUGGCAGUCAGUUCGAAUCGAGAAAAGUGACAUUUCAAAGUGUUGAGUUUACAAUAUUAUUAUACGAUUUUUUACAGUGUUAAGGACUUACAAAUUACCAAUGAGGUUAGUUGUAUAUAAAUUUAACUUUAAAUGUACGCGUUUAUUCUUUGAUAAGUUUAAAAUCGUUUUGGAGCGAUUCCGCAAUUUUCUGCUACAUUACGGGUAUAUGGGAGGUAUUCUAACUGUGGUGAGGGCCUGUCCCGAGACACAGUUAGAUUAUUCUAACUACUCUUCCUCCACCAAGCGAACGGUGGAGGAGGUUGAGAAGAAAUGGCACAAUAUACAGAUGAAGGGGAAAGCAGAGCUGGCAGACGCACGACGUAGUGUGAAACAAACGGGCGGUGGACCAGCGGGAAAACCUUUAACGCCAUUAGCAGAAGCAGUUGGGAGUGUUAUUGGUACCAACAAUAUAAGUAUCAGUGGGAUCCCUGGUACAGUUGACACAACAUAUCUAAUGCUCGACAGACCAAAGAUCAGCACGGAAACCACAGCGAGUACGAUGUAUGUUCAGGAAUUUUAUACACCAUUUCUUAAUUCUUGGAUUGAAAAUUGAAAAAAAAAACAA
This is a messenger RNA of Ostrea edulis (European flat oyster), 862 nucleotides long. RefSeq lists its product as uncharacterized. Bases 356 to 850 code for a protein of 164 amino acids. The transcript has 2 exons. The record is from RefSeq and is a predicted model, not a curated record. Lineage: Eukaryota; Metazoa; Mollusca; Bivalvia; Ostreida; Ostreidae.